AUGGAUAGCGCCUCCAAACAGAAGGUGAUGGACUGGCUCGCGGACUCGAGUGACGAAGACGAAGACCCGGCGACGCCCGACGCGGCGCCCGCGGCGCAGUUCUCGAUCACCUCGCCGUCGGACGCCGCGCCGUCGGAGGCCGCGCCGUCGGCGCCGCCGACGCCCGCCGUCGAGCCGCCCGCCGCCGCGCCGUCGGUGCCGGAACCGGCGCCCGCACCGCCGCCGGCGCCAGCGCCCGUAGCGCCGGCGCCACCGACGCCGGCCGUUGAGCCGCCCGCAGCCGAGCCUGCGCCGGAACCGGCGCCCGCACCGCCGCCGGCGCCAGCGCCCGAGCCCGCUGUGGCACCGGCGCCCGCGCCUGUGGUACCGGCGCCCGAGCCACCGCGCCCGGCCACGCCCGAGCCGCCAGCGCCGGCGCCGGUGCCCGCGGCGACGCCGCCGCCCGCCGCGCCGGCCGCCGUCAUCUCGCCCGAGGCUGCGAACCCGCCUGCGCCGGCGGUCGUCUCGCCGACGGCCACGCCCGCCGCGCCGCCCGCGCCGGCGCCCGCGGCGGCCGCACCGACAGCGAUCGACUUCCUCUCGUCGGUGGCGGCCGCGCCCGCGCCGGCGGCACCGGCCCCGGACACCGACCUGCUCUCGAUGGAACCCGCAUCGGCGGCGCCGCUGGCCGACGUCGACCUCCUCUCCAUGGAGCCGGCGGCACCGGCGCCAGCGGCCGACGUCGACCUCCUCUCCAUGGAGCCGGCGCCGGCAGAAGCACCGACGGAGAGCGUGGACCUCCUCUCGAUGGAGCCGGCACCUACGCCGCCGCCGCGGAGCCCGGAAGCGGCGUCGGCGGCGUCCGUGCUAGCGGAGGUCGACGAGCUCCUCGCCGCGGAGCCAGCGCCUGCCGCGGAGCCGCCGCGGCCGUCGACGCCGGAACCGACGGUGCCCGCGGAGCCCGCGUUCUACACCUCGCCGGCGCCCGAACCGGCCGCGAGCACCAAGGAGCGCACGCCCGCCGGCGCACGCGUCGUCACGAUGGCGAGCGGCUCGAGCGCGACCGCGCCGCCGCCGCCGGAGCCCGAGGACCCCGCCGCGGCGCUCGCGGACGUGAGCCUCCGGAACUCGCCCGUGCCGCCCGAGGGCGUGUCGCCCCAGUUUUCUUCAUUGGAUACGCUCCAGACGCCCCCGACGUCGCCCGUCGAGCUCCAGAUGCCGCCGAGCGUGCCAUCGACGGAGCUCAUGAGCGGCCAGCUGUCGGACGAGCUCGACCACGCGCCGCCGCCGCCGGCCGUGAAGGAGACGACGAUGCAGCGCAUGAAGCGCCUCGCCGCCGAGGCCAAGGCGACGGCCGCGGCGCGCUUCGCCUCGAAGCCCUCCUCCAAGCCCGCGGGCCCCAAGGCGUCCGAGCGCUUCCGCGCGGCCGCCAUGGACUUCCACCGCCGCGCGUCCGAGUCCAUGGCGGCGCUGCGCGAGAAGAAGAAGGCGCCCGAGAAGCCCGUUCAAAGGAAGCCCGCCUUCGCGUCGCCCGUGGCGACGGACCCCGCGUCGCCUUCGGCCAAUUGUUUUUCCAUCGGUGAUGAUGAAGAGGGCGACGAGCUCGACUACCAGUCGCCGCAAUCGACACCGCCGCGGCCGAAGAAGGAGCCCGUGCCUCUGACGGCCGCGGAGCAGGAGUCGCUGGCGCUGGCGCAGCAUAGAAUUGCGGGGCUGACCAAGGGCGACGAGGUCAUCUUCGACGCGGACCACCUGCCUGAUACCAUACUAUUUAUGGCCAUCAAGCUGAAACCGAACAAGACGGCCGCGAAGUUCGGCCUCUCGUCGGUCGCGGAGCGGAAGCUGCUGCGCUGCGUCGGCGUGAACCGGGAACGGCUCCUCGUCUUCGACACGUUCGGCGAGACGGUCAAGCUCGGGUCGAAGGGGCGCGUCAAGUCGAACCACCACCUCACGGAGCUCGUGAAGCUGACCUUUCCUAGAGCGCGCGAGCGCGACGUCGUCGCUUUGCACAUCCGGGCCGGUAUGGCGGGCGCCGACGAUCUAGCGCUGAAGGCGAACGUGUACAAGGUGCCGCGCGCGGAGUCGAUGAUCGCCAAGCUCCAGGAGCGGCUGGCGAAGUUUCGUUAAUGAUUGGUUUCUUA
Molecule: messenger RNA, 2120 nt
Organism: Pelagomonas calceolata
Lineage: Eukaryota; Pelagophyceae; Pelagomonadales; Pelagomonadaceae
Source: the annotation of a GenBank genome assembly